UCUUCCUCACUUUUGGGGUAAAAUAAACUUUAUAUUUUAGGAGCUCUGAAGGUCACAAUGAGGACCCCAGUUGUGUCAGUACUGAGGGAUGAAGAUGUCUCCAUUCCCUGUGAUAUAUAUGAUCUAAAAUUUUGGGAAAGCCAUUGCAGUAGUAUGGAAAAGGACAUCGGAGAACGGCACGGAGUACAAUGUCUAUGAAUAUAUAGAUGGAAACGCGAAGUCAUACAGACUGGGAUCUUACAUGGAGACGACGAAGAUCCAGUAUGGAAGCGCAGAGCUGCACAUCCCCCGGGCGCAGUUCUCUGAUGAGGGGCAGUACUCCUGUAGAGUGAUAAAUACUCCAAAACAAGAUCUAGGUACAUCGACCCUACAGGUGUCAGUUCCUCCAUCGGCUUGCGUGACACCAAACGAUCUGACCAUCGAGUCGGGGACAGAGAAGACGGUGAUGUGUGAAGUUCAUACCUUUUACCCAAAAGAUGUUUCCAUACGCUGGGGUCAGUAUCGUAAGGGAUCAUCUGACUGUGAGCUCCUAGAGCUCUGGACCUGUGUGAAGAAUGUGCUUAUUAAUUCAGACGGGACGUACAGUGUGACAAGUCUACUGACCCUGAACCCCAAGAAAGAGGAUGAUGGGAACACCUAUUCCUGUAUUAUCAGCCACCGAUCUCUGCGGAUUGAACUGUCCAGGAAUCUCACCCUCACAGUCACAGAGAGAGGAGAUAACGCCGGAGCCAUUAUCACCGCUGUGGUCCUGACAAUCCUGUGUACAUUAUUUCUGGGUUUGUUGGCUUUCCUCUACUUCAGAUUUGUAAAGAAAGAUCCUCCCACUCUCUCUGAGAUCACUGGAAACAAUGAGCUGAUUGACAUGAACAGGACAACUCUGACUUGUCAGAUUAUGGACUUCAGACCCAACGACAUAGAAAUCUUUGUGUGUAUUAGAAGAUCUGAGGAGCAGGAGAUGAGGACCAUCUACACCUGGAGGUCUGGAGGUCACCCGCUCAGGUCAGGAUAAGCAGAGAUGAUGGUGGAGGGGAUGAAGAUGUUAUAGAUAUGGAGGAGGGGAAACAACUGAUGAACGGCUCUGCAAGACACGAGGACAGACCUCUACAGCUGGAGAUGGACCCUAUUAUCAGUAUGAAGAAGCUUGGAUCAUUCAACUGUCAGUGUUCUCUCCAUAUAACUCCCAGCCAUGACCUGCAUAAAGGAGCGGAAUUAUCUCUGUCCAUGUAAAACACUCGGCACUGACAUCUCCGACCUCGGUAUGCAGGACACUCAAAGUCAUCGGAGGUGAGACUCUUCCUCUUCUACAUGAAGUUUCGAGCA
Messenger RNA from Staurois parvus, 1320 nucleotides. The record is from the annotation of a GenBank genome assembly. NCBI's taxonomy places the organism in Eukaryota, Metazoa, Chordata, Amphibia, Anura, Ranidae.